UACAUACACAUUUCCUGAAAACGCCCCGUGCAGGGAAAAAAAAAAAAAAAAAAAAAAAACAGAAAGAAAGAAACAUACUCGAGUGACUCUGAGCUGUAAUAAUAAGGCUGUGUUGUUUAUCUUAAGAAGAGGGGCUGGACAUUUGCUCAUUUGUGCUGUGGACUUUCUAUCUUUCCCUUUACUCCUCAUCUCCAUACUUUGGAGCAGUUUUCAGUCUGCCGCUGGAGUCUCGCACAAACCGCCGCUCCGCCGACCAAGGUCAGCGACAGUGACCGCCCACGAGAGCUGUCAUCGCGGCACUACAGCUCUGUGGGCGCCGAGAGCUUUCUAACUCCAAACGGGGCUAUGUAAUGCGCACAAUCUCGGGGACCGGACAUUUAUGGAUGUGGAGGAAACCGUUCAGUUUCAGAGGAUUAAACGGAUUCGAACAACUUUAACCAAACGUCAACUAUAAAGUGACAAAAGUUCACCAAAAGUGACACCAUGUUAGGAAACCCAGGGACUUACGCGAACAAGAAGAGGAAGAAGCCAGUUCUGAAACAAAAGAAGGCUUCAGAUGGGAACGAUGUGGUCAAGUCCAAUCCGUCCAAGCGCCAUAGAGACCGGCUUAACGGAGAGCUGGAUCGCCUCACCGAACUGCUGCCGUUCCCAGAGGAGGUGCGCUCCCGGCUGGACAAGCUGUCAGUGCUGCGCCUCAGUGUGGGCUACCUGAGGGUCAAGAGCUACUUCAAAGGUACAAGGCUCAUGCUGUUGUAUCAUAGCAACAUCAUUCAUUAAAAGUGCACUAUAAGAGAGGGGACAAGAUCAAGUUGCCCUGAGACUGUACGCACAUGGGAAAAACAAAGAUUUUAUCAUCUGUUUUUACACUUACCACGGGCAUGAAAGGGCCUUGCUCAGCCUCUAGAAAGUUGGGUAUUUUUAAGCAAAAAACUUCUCCACAUAGAGACUCUGUCCCAGUUUGUAUUUCGUAGUGAUAGGGCCAAUAUUGAUACAGGUGAUCAGUGCUUAAGUUGGUUAAAAAAGAUUGUGAAAUAAUAUGAUCAAAUACAGUAUAUGCGCAAAGAAUUCACCCGCGAGCAGAGCAUGCAGUGGUUUCCACUCUUGAACAUCCUUUGAAAAAGAUCCACAAAGGGAUAUUUAGGCCAUCUUCAUUCAUAAGUUAGUUUAAAGUAAGAAAGAAAGAGAGAGAAGUGCUCCUCCUCCUCUGUGUCCCUCAGCAUUGUGCGUGCAUAGAGCAGCAGCAGUGGGGGAAAAGCUGCAGCGACAUAGAGAACAGCGGAGCAGAUCCAGGUUUAGUCUAGUCCUUUAAGUAAUACAAAUUAAGAGUAAAAAACACAUUGUACAUUUAGUAUAUUGUAAUAAUCAGUAGUUAUGUAUGUGGGGAUUUAGACAGCAGGACUGGUGUUUAAAGCAUGUUCAAUGCAUUUAGGCAAUUUAAAAAGAUUUAAUGAAAACUACUUAAUUUGGUAAUUUUUAUAACUUCAUCAACACAUAAAAUACAUUCACAGCACACUCUAUAAAAAAAUUUGACCAGUUUAAAAUCAUGUGCACCCUAUCUCGCGUCUCAUCUCGUCUCACCCCUAUACACUAUGUAUGUUUUCUGGUGGAGAGUACAUCACCUGGAAAGUGCCACA
Molecule: messenger RNA, 1634 nt
Organism: Boleophthalmus pectinirostris (great blue-spotted mudskipper)
Lineage: Eukaryota; Metazoa; Chordata; Actinopteri; Gobiiformes; Gobiidae
Product: aryl hydrocarbon receptor repressor-like
Exons: 2
Coding region: 484-777 (97 amino acids)
Biological process (GO): regulation of transcription by RNA polymerase II
Cellular component (GO): nucleus; aryl hydrocarbon receptor complex
Molecular function (GO): protein dimerization activity; transcription cis-regulatory region binding; nuclear receptor activity
Source: RefSeq, a predicted model, not a curated record